This is a messenger RNA of Eublepharis macularius, 2135 nucleotides long. RefSeq names its product trans-1,2-dihydrobenzene-1,2-diol dehydrogenase-like. Gene Ontology annotation, molecular function: D-xylose 1-dehydrogenase (NADP+) activity; nucleotide binding. The coding region runs from base 62 to 1069 and encodes 335 amino acids. Lineage: Eukaryota; Metazoa; Chordata; Lepidosauria; Squamata; Eublepharidae. Gene Ontology annotation, biological process: D-xylose catabolic process. The transcript has 7 exons. The record is from RefSeq and is a predicted model, not a curated record.
UGCUGCUCUUGUGGAGCUGUGAUUUGGGGGCAGGUAGCGGCACUUUCUAUUCCUUUCUGUCAUGGAGGCCACAUGCUGGGGGAUCUGCUCUGCGGGGGCAAUCAGCCACGAUUUCCUAGUGGCUCUGAAGACUCUUCCACCUGAGGAGCAUAAGGUGGUGGCCAUUGCCUCUAGAGAACUCAGCCGGGCGCAGAAAUAUGCCCAGACCCACAGCAUCCCCAAGGCCUACGGGUCUUAUGCAGAACUGGCUCAGGAUCCAGAUGUUGAUGUGGUGUACGUGGGGGUAAUCCAUCCGUAUCAUCUCCCAUCCACCCUCCUCUUCAUCCAGGCCGGAAAGAAUGUGCUCUGCGAGAAGCCGUUGGGAAUGAAUGCUGCCGAAGUCAAGGCGAUGGUGCGAGCAGCCAGAGAAAAGGGCGUCUUCCUCAUGGAGGCCUUCUGGAGCCGUUUUUUCCCUGCUUCAGAGAGGAUCCACUCCCUGCUCAGUGCAGGGAUCAUCGGGGAUGUGGUAGUGGUUCAUGCUGAAUUUGGACUCCCUCUGCUAACAGUGCCCAGGUGUACGGAGAAAGAGCUGGGCGGAAGUGGUGUGCUGGAUAUAGGUCUUUACUGUGUCCAGUUGGCCUGUAUGAUCUUCAACGGAGAGAAGCCGGAGUCCAUUGUGGCCUCUGGUUUUCUGCAUGACACGGGGGUAGACAAAAUAGGUUCUAUUAUCCUGAACUUCUCACGGAGUCGCCAAGCUGUCCUCACUUACACCUUGAUGACGCAGCUGCCCAACCAAGCGAGCAUCAGUGGGACCAAAGGGAUCAUCGAGAUCCCAGGAUUUUUCUGGUGCCCAAAGCAGCUGGUGGUCAAUGGGAAGAAUGAAGAAUUCCCCCUUCCUGCUCCCUCCCAAAAACUGAACUUCUUCAACAGCACUGGUUUGCGUUAUGAAGCUGAACACGUCCGACAAUGUCUCCUCCAAGGCUUGAAGGAGAGCCCCGUCAUGUCUCACGCAGAUAGCCAGUUGGUCCACUACAUUCUGGAUGAAGUCCGUAAGCAGCUGGGGGUGUCGUAUUCACAGGACCAACCUUAACUUCUCCUUUGCAUGUUUUAUCAGCCUUGUGCCUCCAAUUUAUGGAGAAAAAAUUCAAUAAAACAGAUUGUGUAGAUGUCAGUGGAAGGACUUCUGUUUCUGUGGAUUUUUCAACCAGGUGUGUGGGAUGUACAAGGAUUGCCAGUAUAUAGAGGAUCCUUAGGGAGGAGGAGAUGAUGAGUCCCUGGAUGUGGGAAAAGGCCUAAGGAGCCAAGGGAACCACCUCCUCCCAUGUGCUUUGAGCACCAGCAAAGGACCUUAUACUAGACAUUUAUGCAAUCACUAUUUACUACCAUUAUUUACAGUUCACUUUUCUUACUGAGACUCAAGAUGGAAUUGUUAGGGGAUUCUUAUAAGAAGCAGCUGGAUGAAUAUUCAGUCCUUUAUUAGUUGGGAUUUUUAUGAGGGCAUAUCUCUCUGUUAGUCUUGCCUGCCUUGUCUUGUAAUGCCCCUUCACUUUCUUCUACUCUUCUGUGACCUUUAAUAAACUGUAACGUAAGUGAAGGCACUGCGAAAGGGGGGUGUUUUGAGUUAACAACAGAUGUGACUGCAAGAACUGCUGUAGUGUUGUUUUCUUGAUACCCCUCUUAUCAGCUCAUGAUUCUACCUUUCUAGUCUUUGAAAAGAUGAAAAGAGGAGCCAAAGAAGUGUUAAACUACACACUUUAUAGUUUAUAUGGCAUGUUAUUUCUUUAGAUUGACCUGCCACUCUUUGAAAACUAAUGUUAACCCUUGAGAUUUUAUUGGUUUAAGUUUGUUUUCUGUAAACUUUUAUGUUGCUGUAAAUAAUUUCUUGUCUUAAUUCUGUGUGUAAGAAAAUAUAAAUGUGGGUGCCUACGAGGUGGCUUGACUCAAUAAAAGAAGCCACGUCCUCCAGUUUGCAGGAUCUGAGUAGGUCUGUUAGAGAGAGAACGUUUUGGAGGUCUUUCAUUCAUAGGGUCGCCAUAGGUCGGAAACGACUUGACGGAACAUAACACAUACCUAGUUAGGUAUGCGCUUUGGCUGAGUUGUCAAAGUACAUCAGUUUAUUUGAAUGUUUUCUCCAAUAAACUUUUAUUGCCAAUUAU